AUGUCGGCGAUGCAAGCGGCCAACAAGCUCCGGACGGCCUUCACCAAGGGUGCCGGCCCCAGUUUCGGGUUGUGGCAGAUGAUUCCCGGCGCCAACGUCUCCCGGGUGCUUGCCCGGAGUCCCGGCGUGGAUUGGGUCUUGGUCGAUUGCGAGCAUGGGAACAUUGACGAUGGCGCCAUGCACGAUGCCGUCCCUGCCAUUGCGGCGGCUGGUGUAUCUCCCAUUGUGAGGUUGCCGGACAUGCAGAGCUGGAUGGUGAAGCGUGCUUUGGAUUGCGGUGCUCACGGGAUCCUCGUUCCGCUGCUCCGAACCGCCCAGGAGGCAAAGGACCUGGUGCAGUCGGCCAAGUUCCCGCCGUGGGGACGACGUGGGUUCGGGUCGCCUCUCGCCAUGGAACGCUUCAGCCCGGCGCCCAGCAUGACGGAGUACCUGCAGCAGGCCAACGACAGCCUGCUGACGAUUGUGCAGAUUGAGACCAGGGAGGCUCUCGAGUCCAUUGACGAGAUCGCGGCGGUGGAGGGUAUUGACGCGCUCUUCAUUGGCCCCUUUGAUCUUGGAAACAACAUUGGCCACCCAGUGAUUAACGGCGUCAUCGAAAAGGAGCUGAGCGAUGCUAUUGAGCGCAUCCUCGAGGCGACGCACAAGGCGGGUAAGAAGGCCGGCAUCUUCUGCACGAGCGGCGAACAGUCCAAGUUCUUCGCGGAUAAGGGGUUCGACAUGAUUAGCGUGGCGACGGAUUACACGGCAUUGCAGUACACAGUCUCGGAGUCAUUGAGCAUAGCCAGGGGAGGGGCGAAGCCGGCCAAGGGUGGAUCGUACUGA
Messenger RNA from Colletotrichum abscissum, 822 nucleotides. Its product is annotated as HpcH/HpaI aldolase/citrate lyase family protein. Gene Ontology annotation, molecular function: aldehyde-lyase activity. The transcript has 5 exons. The coding region runs from base 1 to 822 and encodes 273 amino acids. The record is from RefSeq and is a predicted model, not a curated record. Lineage: Eukaryota; Fungi; Ascomycota; Sordariomycetes; Glomerellales; Glomerellaceae. Gene Ontology annotation, cellular component: cytoplasm.